Messenger RNA from Ixodes scapularis (black-legged tick), 3954 nucleotides. Its product is annotated as thioredoxin domain-containing protein 11. The transcript has 8 exons. NCBI's taxonomy places the organism in Eukaryota, Metazoa, Arthropoda, Arachnida, Ixodida, Ixodidae. The record is from RefSeq and is a predicted model, not a curated record. Bases 211 to 2067 code for a protein of 618 amino acids.
AAGCGAGCCGUGCAAGGUGACGAGUCAACAUGGCUGCCCCGAGAGCAGUUUCGAAGCAUUCCGAAAGCGACGGCGCCUAUCGCCCCUCACCGACGGCCCAAGUGUGACUUCGCCGUCGCCCACCCACCUCCAAACGCUCAGCCACGCAGCAGCCACGCAGCCGCAAGACGACGGAGCCACGAACCGCAGGUCCGUCGCGAUGACGUCACGAUGGAGCACGAUCCAACCCCUGCUAGUCCACGUGUACCAGCGUCAACAAGUGCCGCCGAGUCCGCGCAUUACGACGACGAGCGGCCCAACGCGAGCGUCAGCAGCAUCCCAGCGCGGCGGUCAGCAUUCUACCGCGCUAUGACCUCCUACGGGAGGGAGCUGUGCUGCUUCGCGGUGCUGACGCUCGGAGCCUGGGCCACCCUCCACCCGGGACCGCCGAAAACCAGACCGGCCGGUCCGCCGCGACCCUUCUUCAACGUGUCGUCGCUCGUCGCCGACCACUACGACGGCCGGCUCGACGGCGACGCUCUCAGGUGCAACGACAUAUCGGUGGUCCUUUACUACGCGCCGUGGGAUGCUCUGAGCUUGCGAGCCCGCGCGCCGUUCGCGGCCGCCGCUCGCGAGCUUCACCGGGAAGUCUACUUCGCGGCCGUCAACUGCUGGUGGCCGGAGGGCGAAUGUCGGAAAACGUACAACCCGUCCUUCUUUCCCGUGGUCGUGGCCCACGUCAGGGACCACGGGGAUGUGGUUUUCCCGCUGCGCGGCGGUGUGCCGACGGCAAAAGUGCUGGUGCGCUUCGUGAGGCGGAUCAUGAGGCCGCUGGUGCUCGCGACGUCUGGCGCGGAGUUGGACGCGCUGGUGGAACGUCACGCUGCCGUGCUGGUCGGGGCAGUGGACGGUGUCUCGGACGGUGCUUACAACGCCUUCUACGCGCUCGCCACUCAAGCCGUGGCCAGGGACCCCUGGGACGAGGUCGGAUUCGCCGUGGUGACCAACCGCGGGGCGGCCGAAAACGUUGGGAUUGAGCACCCGCUCACGCUGUGCACCUGGAACGAGACCUUGCCUUUCGAGGGAGAACGCAGCUUCAAGGCAGUGCUGGAUUGGGUCUUCGGCCACGUUCGGAGGGUGGUACACUGGGUCUGGCCAUCCGGUCUCAAGAGCAACACUCUGUCCGGUCUGGUGGAGAACCGCAGUGCCCUGGUCUUGUUUGCACAGCACCACAGUCGAGAAUACUUCGAGCUGCAGGAGUUGGCACGAGAGUACCACAGCUGCGGCGGCAUCGGAGUUUCCGAAAUUGGGUGUCGCGGCAACGACAGCCUGCGCUUCGUUGCGAUGGACCCCCAGGAACACCCCGAGUUUGCUCCCCCGGGCCUCCUGAGCUCUGGUUCAGACACCGGAGCCGUGGUGUUUGCCUCUAAGGAAGAAGCUCAGUACGUGUUGCGGGGUCCCAUCGACGCAGACGCGCUGAAGCACUUGGUGCGAGGAUUCAACGACCGGACGCUUACGAGGCACCUCACUUCGGCAGGGCCAGACGGGUGCCGGCGAGAAGACGUCAUCUGCGAGUUGAACGGCCCCUCCUUCCGCCGCCUCGUGGCGGACGCAACUCAGGAUGCCGUGGUACUCUUCUACGCCUCCUGGUGUGGCUUCUGCAAGGCAAUCUACCACCACUUUUUUGCUGCUGCGAAGUUUUUCCAGGGAUUCUCAGGACUUCUCUUUGCUAGGAUUGACGCAGCCAAAAAUGACCUUCCUUGGGAAUUUACCAUGGAGCAUUACCCAACUGUGAUGUUCUUUCCUGCCCACAGGAAAGGAGACAGCGUGCCUUACAAGGGACCUGUGACAACGGUGCACCUAGUACGUUUUGUCUUGCGCCACGUCCGUCACGACGUGGCCUGGCAGCUGUUGCGGGUCAUGUGCCACUCCAGGUCAUGCCUAGUGAGGAACUUGCACAAGGUGCGAAGAUGGAUGCUGCCAGGAUGCCACAGGGGAUUGUCCUGGAGACAGUCCUUGGAGGCUAGUCGGAGGGCAAGAACCCUGCACAGAAUUCUCUUGCAUAGGUUACGAAGCAUAGACUCUUAGCACUUCAGGUCCUUGAUGGAUCUUGGAAAUGGACUACUUGAUGAUACUGUGGUACCUUUUGGAGCUUUUUCUAGAGAUGACCACUGAUUUCUGGAACAGUUCCCUGGGCAUUUUCUUUUAAGUUCUGUCGGAUGCUUUUGGUGUCAGCAAUGAUGUACAAAAUGAUUCCUUAGGAGCUCAAGUCCCUUGUGAAUGGGCUGCUUGAUACUGUGGUACCUUUUGGAGCUUCCUCUGGAGACGGGCACUGGUUCCUGGAACAGCUCUUUUAUUUCUGGGCAUCAUCUUUUGGGUUCUGUCGAAGGCUUCUGGUGUCAAGGAUGAUAUAUGAAGUGUGAUUUCUUGGGAGCUCAGGUCCUUGAUGGAUCUUCUUAGGAAUGGACUCUACUUGACCAUACUGCGGUACCUUAUGGGGCUCUCUAGAGAUGCCUCCGCCAUGAACGAUGGGGAUUUCUGGUUAAAAAUGGCAACUUAUCGUAGAGUUCUUGUGGCUCGCAUAUAGGUUUUGAAUGGAUGUGAGCAAGAAAAAAAGAAAUUUCGGAGAUUUCAACUUUCAGCUCCGAUUUAUUUUUAUUUAAUGUAGGGUCGAACAUAGAUUGCGAACAAUAUAAUGGAAGAAAGUUAUUUUAAUGUUUGAUACAGGUGACUUCCCACUUUAACCCUUUCUGUUUUUGCACUGUUGAUGCAAAGGUUUCUAUCCAGAAAGGCUCUUAGGUUACCGAGUGAAGGGUGUCCAAUGCUGUCUAUAGUACUGCUUUUCCGAGCAAUUGUGUGAAUGUGGUGAUGCCAGCAUACACUCUUGGACGCUGUUUGGUAGGAUCACUAAGCAUCAUUUGAAGAUUCUAUCAAUGCUAAAUAACAACGAAUAUUUGGAGUGGCUGGUUGGCAGAGGGCUGUGCUAGCACAAUCUUAUUCAUUUCAUGUAUGAUAGGUCGACAUCAUACACCUGCAAUCAUGUCAGCUCUCUAUGCACAGACACCAACUUUUGACUCAUUUUAUGGUGGUUAAAAUAUUCAAGUAAUGCUGUAUUAUAAUAGUAACAUUAAUAAUAAUAAUUAUAAGUACUCAGGAAUCUGAGGUAAUAGUCUCCAGGAGAUAUGAAUGGAUAGUUGAUAUGAUUUUGUAAAUAGCAUUUUGGAUUUAAUCAUGAGGGGCUCUUAAAAAUGAAAGCAUAUGGAUCCUCACAGACGGUACUAUAAGUGGAUAAGGGUCGAGUCUUCAGGUAGUUUCAUUGAUUUAGCUGGGAAUCUAUAUCAUUUAAGCUUUCAAUGUUCUUUUCUCCAUCAAAGAUAUCUCUCUUCUGGAACUUUGUGGAUUGCUCUGAGGAUGAAGAGUAAGGUGUGCUUGUUUGAAUGUUUGUACAGGUGUAAGCUUGGGUUGGUGAGUGGAUGUCUUAUUGUACAUUUGAAUUCAAUGCAGUGUGCUGGAUAGGUUAAUGAGGCUUUGCACAUAUGCUUGUUACACUCAGUUAGUGCCCUGAUUAUGGAAGGCAAUCUAAGGGAAGAAUAGCACUAUUUUUAGUAAUAAUUUCAUUUGGACUGAACUUUACGAUUCCCCUCUGCCUCUGCAUUGCAACUUUUCAGGAAAAAUUUAUUUUGACAUUAUAAUAAAAAAACAACUAAACAACCUUUUUUUUUUCAUUUUGCUGUGACCAAGGCAUUACAGUGAGGGAAAUAUGAAUUGUGGGGUUUUAUUAGUGGGGAGUGCAUGGAUGUCAAAGUUUAUUUUCUUAUAAUUGAAGCGAUAUAUUCACGUUGGAGAUGGUUAUACCAAAAAUUAUUGUAAUUUUGAAUGUGAACUGAAGUGGUUAAGAGAAUCACUUUAUGAUGGUGGUUUAUAUACCUGUGCUGAUUCUGCUGGUGCCAAUCACUGAAUAAAUGUUUGCAUCUA